AUGACCUGGGUCCUUGGCUGGCCUCUUUACAAUGAGGACGCGCUCGAGAUUGCCAAGAAGCACAACCUUGCCCCCAGGGCAUCAGAUGCUCGACGUAUCAGUGCAGCCAAGACGUGGGUCGUAGAGCAAGUCGGUGUCAUCCGCGCGCUCUCCUGUUGGGUCCAAGACAUGCCGGAGCUCGUCUACGCCGUCUACGUCGACCAUGGUGACAACCGCUACCCCCCAAGUAAACUCGUCCGCGAGCAACUGAUCCUGCCAGGAAAGCAAUAUCGUCGCCUCAAGCAGGCGAUGCCACUGAAGAACUUUGGGUGGACUCAUGAGUGCGUGUCAGAGACUACCGUAGACGAAUACGACUCGGAGGAGGACGAGGAGAACUCGAAUGAUGACGACGGUAGUGACGAUGAUAGCAAUGACGGCAGCCACGGAGGUUCGGACGAUGAAGAAUGGACGACCGCCGCCAGUAACGCAGAUGGAGAGGACGCCACUGAAAGCGACAGCGAGACGGUGACCGACGGUGUAGUCCCUGAUGCGGGACCUGCAAUUCCUGAGGCCACUGAGUCACUACCACGCGAAUUCGGUUGCCGGAUUGUCGAAACACGUCCGUAG
Messenger RNA from Rhodofomes roseus, 606 nucleotides. RefSeq lists its product as uncharacterized. Lineage: Eukaryota; Fungi; Basidiomycota; Agaricomycetes; Polyporales; Fomitopsidaceae. The coding region runs from base 1 to 606 and encodes 201 amino acids. The transcript is spliced from 3 exons. The record is from RefSeq and is a predicted model, not a curated record.